GGAACUAAUUCGAAGCAGUUGUGAAUGAGAAGCGGCCGAGCCAACUGAACCCGACAAAAUGAAACUACGGGCUGCGUAUUUAUAAAAACAAACCGGUAUCAACUGUGCUAACUUGCAGCCGUGCUAAAUGUGUUUAAGUUCAGUUUGGUGCAAUGUUAACGACACUAAUAAAUGUUUGUAAACGGAAAGUUGGUGAAAGUUGAAAGUUCUAUGGAGAUGUGCACUUUUAUUAGUAAGCAGCGUACAUGAAUUUAAGGAGCAAGGUGAUGCUUGAGCGGUCGUGGUGCGUGGUGUGGAUCGCCACGCUGUCGCUGGGCUGGGCGGGCGCGGUGUGCGAGCGCGGCCGGAGCUGGUGGGACCGGCGCGCCGGCGCCUGCGCCCCGUGUUCCCUGUGCGACCCCGCGCGCCGCCUAGCCGUCCUGUUACCCUGCGAGCUCCACCGAGACACCGUCUGCCACGCUCUGCAACACAUCGACAUCUUCCCGCCAACUGAAUCCAAUGACACAAGUGACUAUGAGUACUCGAGUGACUAUGACGAGGAGUAUGUGGACAGUGAGCCGUGGGGGCAGUGGCCGGCGCUCACGGUGGCGGCUAGUGGGUGUGUGGUGUUCUUUGUGGUGGUGUCGUGUCUGACGCUGCACCACGCCAAGCAGUGGAGGAUACUCAAGCAAGCGCUCAAGUCAGAUGUCCAAGAUUUAUCAGCCAAGCUGAGACUGAUGGAGUCGGGCGCGGAGCCGCCGGUGGACCCUGCGCGGGCCACGGACCACAUCUACUGCAACAUACACGUCACCAAGGAGAACCUAUUAGGUGCUCCAAUGAGUAAGAAGGGCAACGUGUACACUCAAGAGAAGCCCUGUUCCUGAACCACCGAUGAUGAAACUUCAGUACAAAUGCUACAGAAACCUCGCAGGCGCGGGGAUACCAUGUUUCUUUCAGUUACUAUCCUAAUUAAAGAAACUAUUUAAUUUUA
Messenger RNA from Plutella xylostella (diamondback moth), 970 nucleotides. RefSeq names its product Tumor necrosis factor receptor superfamily member wengen (gene wgn). Lineage: Eukaryota; Metazoa; Arthropoda; Insecta; Lepidoptera; Plutellidae. Gene Ontology annotation, molecular function: protein binding. The record is from RefSeq and is a predicted model, not a curated record.